AGGGCUGCGCGCGGAACCCGGCGCCUGUGUCCGCGUCUCAUGAAUAUGCACGAGCCGCCUCCCUCCCUCCGUGACGUCACGGGCCGUCCCGGGGUGAGCGCCGGAGCCGCUCGGGGUCCGCGCCAGUGAGCGCGGCUGCUACCGGCGAGCUAGCGAGCGAGCAAGCGAGCGGCGCGGCGGAGGGCGGCGGAAGCCGGGUGAGGCGGCGGCAGCGCCCAGAGCGCACCGGGCGGCACAGCGCGGCGGACACCGGGAAGCGAGAGCCGGCGUGGGCCGUGGGCGGCGGCGGCGGCGAGGAUGCUGCCUGGGCGGCUGUGCUGGGUGCCGCUCCUGCUGGCGCUGGGCGUGGGGAGCGGCAGUGGCGGCGGCGGUGCGGACAGCCGGCGGCGCCGCCUCCUCGCGGCUAAAGUCAACAAGCACAAGCCAUGGAUUGAGACCUCCUAUCACGGGGUCAUAACUGAGAACAACGACACAGUCAUUUUGGACCCACCCCUGGUAGCCCUGGAUAAAGACGCACCGGUUCCUUUUGCAGGGGAGAUCUGCGCAUUCAAGAUCCACGGCCAGGAGCUGCCCUUUGAGGCCGUGGUACUCAACAAGACAUCUGGGGAGGGCCGGCUGCGAGCCAAGAGCCCCAUUGACUGUGAACUGCAGAAGGAGUACACGUUCAUCAUCCAGGCCUACGACUGCGGCGCUGGGCCCCGAGAGACGGCCUGGAAGAAGUCACACAAGGCCGUGGUCCAUAUCCAGGUGAAGGAUGUCAAUGAAUUUGCCCCUGCCUUCAAAGAGCCUGCCUAUAAAGCUGUCGUGACGGAGGGCAAGAUCUAUGACAGCAUCCUGCAGGUGGAGGCUGUCGACGAGGACUGCUCCCCUCAGUACAGCCAGAUUUGCAACUAUGAAAUCGUCACGACAGACGUGCCUUUCGCCAUCGACAGAAAUGGCAACAUCAGGAACACCGAGAAGCUGAGCUACGACAAGCAACACCAGUAUGAGAUCCUGGUGACCGCCUACGACUGUGGACAGAAACCUGCUGCACAGGACACGCUGGUGCAGGUGGACGUGAAGCCAGUGUGCAAGCCUGGCUGGCAAGACUGGGCCAAAAGGAUUGAGUACCAGCCCGGCUCGGGGAGUAUGGCCUUGUUCCCCAGCAUCCACCUGGAGACGUGCGAUGGAGCCGUGUCCUCCCUGCAGGUCACCGCGGAGCUGCAGACCAACUACAUCGGGAAGGGCUGCGACCGGGAGACCUACUCGGAGAAGUCCCUUCAAAAGCUCUGUGGAGCCUCCUCCGGCAUCAUCGACCUCCUGCCAUCCCCCAGUGCUGCCACCAACUGGACCGCAGGACUGCUGGUGGACAGCAGCGAGAUGAUCUUCAAGUUUGAUGGCCGGCAGGGCGCCAAGAUCCCUGAUGGGAUUGUGCCCAAGAACCUGACGGAUCAGUUCACCAUCACCAUGUGGAUGAGACAUGGCCCUAGCCCCGGUGUGAGAGCCGAGAAGGAAACCAUCCUCUGCAACUCAGAUAAGACCGAAAUGAACCGGCACCACUACGCCCUGUACGUGCACAACUGCCGCCUCGUCUUCCUCUUGCGCAAGGACUUCGACCAGGCCGACACCUUUCGCCCUGCAGAGUUCCACUGGAAGCUGGACCAGAUUUGUGACAAAGAGUGGCAUUACUAUGUCAUCAAUGUCGAGUUUCCUGUGGUCACCUUAUACAUGGACGGAGCAACAUAUGAACCAUACCUGGUGACCAACGACUGGCCCAUUCAUCCAUCCCACAUAGCCAUGCAGCUUACAGUCGGUGCUUGUUGGCAAGGAGGAGAAGUUGCCAAACCCCGCUUUGCUCAAUUCUUCCACGGUAGCCUGGCUAGUCUCACCAUCCGUCCCGGCAAAAUGGAAAGCCAGAAGGUGAUAUCAUGCUUGCAGGCCUGCAAGGAAGGGCUGGAUAUUAACUCCUUGGAAAGCCUUGGCCAAGGAAUAAAGUAUCACUUCAACCCCUCGCAGUCUAUCCUGGUGAUGGAAGGCGAUGACAUCGGGAACAUCAACCGCGCACUCCAGAAGGUCUCCUACAUCAACUCCAGGCAGUUCCCCACGGCCGGGGUGCGGCGCCUUAGAGUCUCUUCCAAAGUCCAGUGCUUUGGGGAAGACGUGUGCAUCAGCAUCCCUGACGUGGACGCCUACGUGAUGGUCCUGCAGGCCAUGGAGCCCCAGAUCACCCUACGGGGCACGGAACGCUUCUGGAGACCGGCCUCUCAGUUUGAAAGUGCCAGGGGAGUGAUCCUCUUCCCCGACAUCAAGAUCGUGAGCACAUUCGCCAAGGCCGAGGCCCCCGGGGAUGUGAAAACCACAGCCCCCAAAUCAGCAGUCUUAGAUGAAAUGCUUCACAACUUGGACUUUUGUGACAUUCUGGUGCUUGGAGGGGAUUUGGACCCAAGACAGGAGUGUUUGGAGCUCAACCACAGUGAACUCCACCAACGACACCUGGAUGCCACUAAUUCUACUGCAGGCUACUCCAUCUAUGGUGUGGGAUCCAUGAGCCGCUAUGAGCAGGUCUUGCGACACAUCCGCUACCGCAACUGGCACCCAACUUCUCUUGACGCAAGGCGGUUCCGGGUCAAGUGCUCAGAACUCAAUGGGCGCUACACCAGCAAUGAGUUCAAUUUGGAGGUCAGUGUGCUCCGCGAAGUCAGGCUCUCGGACAAGGAGCACGUGAACCACCUGAUUGUGCAGCCUCCCUUCCUCCAGUCCGUCCAUCACCCCGAGACCCGGAGCAGUAUCCAGCGUAGCUCAGUGGUCCCAAGCAUCGCCACGGUGGUCAUCAUCAUCUCCGUGUGCAUGCUCGUGUUUGUUGUGGCUAUGGGCGUGUACAGGAUCCGGAUCGCCCACCAGCACUUCGUCCAGGAGACUGAGGCUGCCAAGGAGGCCGAGAUGGAUUGGGACGACUCUGCACUGACGAUCACGGUCAACCCCAUGGAGAAACAUGAAGACCCAGGGCGUGGGGAAGAGGAGACCGAGGGAGAGGAGGAGGAGGAGGCGGAGGAAGACGGAAGCUCCAGCAGCAGCGACUCCGAUGACAGCGAAGAGGAGGAGGAGGAGGAAGGGAUGGGCAGAGGCAGACACGGGCAGAGUGGAGCCAGGCAGGGCCAGCUGGAGUGGGACGACUCCACCCUGUCCUACUAGCCAGCGCCCUUGGGCAGAGCCGCCCAGCCCGCACCUCCCUUUUGUAAACCCCGACCCGAUGUUUGCCCGAGCCUAUCACCCCUGGCCUCUGAUGUCUGUGACAGGUCUGGGGAGCCUUCUCUGGCUUCCUGGAGCCUGCCCUGUAUGCCUUGGGCACUCCCUGUGUCCCAGCCAUGAGGCAGUUCCAGCGUCCUCCUCGGUGGGGACUGCAGCAUGGACUUUGUCCUGCGGUCUCCACCUCCCCGGCGUCCUGCCAGCCAGUCUGCCGAGCUCUGCCUUUGCUCUUUCUGCGGGGGAGAGGAGCCGCCUUGAUGUCACUCAUCUCCCCCAGCUCGGGGUUCCCAAGCUCUCUGGGUUCUAAGUCACUGUGCGUGCACCUGCACUGUCUCCCUCACAGAGCAGCAGGUCCUCCUUACGUGGUCUCUCCACGUUGCUUUAUACCUGGAGGGGGGUUCAACUUCACACACUGAGGUCUUAACACUUGGAAGGAAAGUCCCUGUGGAGGGAGAAUGAAGACUCCAGGGAAAUGUACACAGGCCCCAGCUUGCAGAGGCUCGCCCCUUGCUUCUCUCUGAGGCCACAGAAGCUGAUAGGAGAAGUCCCAAACUAAGCAUGGGUCACUGGCUCGAGCAGGGCCUCAUCCUCAGCCAAAGUCGCCUGUCUGCCUGGGCAGUGGGCACUGAGUCCUGCGUGGCUGCCCUGCCAAGGGCCUUCCCCUAUGAAACCACAGGGCCCAAGGAGCAGGCCACACAGGCGCCGUCCUGAGACAGCAAGGAAGCAGGGGGAAGGGCUGAACAGGUGAUUGCCGGGUUCCAGGGAGGCUGCAGACCUGAGAUGUGGUUACGGUGGCUGGGGUCCCCCAGGACAGAGGGGUCCCAAAGGUGGUGAGGGUUUCACCACUGAGCCUCUCGGUCCCUCACCUCCAGCUUCCCUGUCUGCAUCCCUCUAGGCUGUACUAGAACAAGCAUGAACUCCAAGUGCAAAAUGAAAGCCUGGAACUCUAACUGCUGGGAGCGGGGAGUACAUUCACAAAAACAGCGGCUUCUUCUCAUAACAGGAGGAACGCUUUGGGUAGAGGGCAGAUAUCUCUGAAAACCUAAUUUCUUUCUUCCUUUCUUCUUCCUUUAAUAAGGAGAUCUUUCCCACCUGCACCCGAACGUGGACACCUCCUGGGGAGAGUUGUUGCUAUAGUAACUGCUCCGCGGUCCGUUGUGGCUGGAGAGUAACAGGCGAGAACAAAGGCCAUUGUGAGAGUUCACGAGGCUCUGAGAACCUGUUGGUCUGCAGUGUCGCGGCUCUCCUUUGUUCUCAGCAUGGCUCCGACUCCAUCUUCUGGCCCAUCCCAUGUUGGUUUAGCACAGACACAGAGCUGGACCGCAGGUGAGGGGUGUCUGUGUUCAGCAAAGGUUUACAACGUGCUCAGUCUGCUCCCUGCUCCACCGACACAGAGCCGCUGCUCUCCUCUGCUCUGAGCCCCUUCCAGGCAGCACCCACCGCUGGCCCUGGCAACCUUCUCAUUUGGGAGAACCACCCACGCGGCUUUCUCCAUCUCCUAAAUCCUUUCUUGCAUCUGUUCUCGCCUUUGAAGCUCACGAUAAUCCUGCAGAGUCGCUGGGAGUUCCUCUGUUAGACACAUUUCCACGACGAGUACACCAAGGGUCAGCGAUUCGGUGUCUUGCUCAGAUUCAUUCAAAGCCACAGACGAGCUGGGAAUCCCACCUCCCUCUCCUGGCCCAGGAUUCCAGUCGUGCUCAUGUUUAUUUAGGUUACUGCUGGGUAACCUACUAUGUGCGAGGCACUCUACCAGCAGCUGAGUAAGACAGCUCCUCCUCAUGGAGGGACAGAGGCAUGGGACUCCUAGAAGAGACAGGUGAAGGGUGGGGGAGAGGAAGGAAGAGCGAGCAGAGGUCACGUUCACAAGCCCAGCCAGAGCCUCAGGUUUCCCUUCUUGGGGAUAAGAUGGGCAGCAGCUAGGGGUUUUGUAUUCAAGGAGUGGAAACAGACACUUCUGUGAAUUAUCCCAGCCGAAGUCUCCUCCUCCUAUCAGGCUGUGUGUGCCCAUCUACAGGGAGAAAACCUGCAGGCCUGGUUAGUCCUCACAUCCCAUUAUUUCAAUAAAAAGAGAUUCUUCAGUGUGGCAUUUAAGAGCGGCUGAAUUGUCCCAAAAUUACAGCAGCAAAAUGAAUACUUUAUAUGGUUAGGGCAAUUCUUUUUGAAUUAGAUUUGAUGGGAAAUAUUUGACUCUAGUAUUCUGCCGUUUGCAGAGAUGGGGAAGGUGCCCCUCUGGCUGUUCCUUGUGGUUGCGUUACCUAUUCAUGGCUGAGCGAACCGCUGGGCAUAUUGUGAACACUUUAGAUGACUUUGGCCUUGGGUUAAGGAGGAAGCAGGUGAAAGUGCCACUUGGUUCAGUAGCACAGCAAAGGCAUUGGAGGAAGCAUUUUGGUGACAACAAAUCAGACCUCUGUUCACCAAGCCUGAUUGCAAAAGAUCACCCUGCAUGCCAGCCCCAGGGAUGAGGCAUCUGAACGCUGCUGCUGGGUCAACAGGCGUUGAUCACAUCCCCAACACCCUAUUCAUCAGCAUGGGCUAGAACCCAAUGGAAGUGGUUAUACAAAAGCAGCAGAAACUUGAGGCAGCAUCCGGGUGAGUGGCGGGUAACAGAGUUUGCCCUCCAUCCGAUAUCCCCACUCUGUAUGAAGGAUGUCAUUCGAAAGCCCAGUUUUUCCAGCCCAUGUGCUGGCAUUCAGGAACCAAGUGCCCAAAAGGCCUGGACACCCCAGGAGCACUCCCCCCACAGCAGCAGCCGGGCAGGUGCAGGCUGGGAACCCAGAAGGAGUGGCUGCAUGGGCUGGACAUAGGCUAGUCUGUUGCUUGUCCUGCCAAGUGGGUGGUCAGAGCCUACUUUUCAGAGCUCAGAAAUAGGCUGACCCCUCCUGGGUGACUCUGGUGACAGGGAAGAGGAGGCAGAAGAGGCUGAGUUGGAAAAGACCCAUCCGGGAUGAGUUGCCACAGGGGAGUAAAGCGAUCGCCCAGGUGGUGGCCGAUUUUCACACUAAACGUGAUUCCUAAUGGACUGAACCAGAUGCUCUCAGUCUGAGACCCACAUUCAUCGGGAUACCAAUAGUAGGAUUCAGUUGGGCUUCUUUUCAUUGCCCCAUCUUAAACUUGUUCCGCCAUCCUAUCCAGCAGGGUUUAGACUCCAGGAAGAGGGGUCCUGGUGGGGAGGCCGUGCCCUCCCUCCCUGAGUGCCAGAGGUCAGCUGGCUGUGUCUAUACAGAGCCGGGGAGUGAGAGUCUGGGGCUCUGUGGACCUCAGGGUCUCUGUUGCAAGGACUCCAUGUAGCUUUCCACUGUGGCGUGGAAGCUGCCACAGGCAUGACAGACACAAAUACAUGUUCCAAAUACUUUGGACACUUGUGGACACUGAUGAGGCAGGGAACCCAAAUCCAUGCCAUUUGCACAUCACAAAUAAUUUUCAUUCUUUGGACUUUCAUUUUCAACCCCUCAAAGACGUUAAAACUUUUCUCAGCCCACAGGAUGUAGGCAAAUGAGCGGAUCUGACCCCAGGGCCACAGCCCGGCCAGCCCUCCCAUAGACCACCGAGCAGUCCGCUUCCAAAGCGAACCUCGGGAAAACCCCAUAGUCCUUCACGAAGCGCUUCUUAAAAGACCGUGCUCCUGGGGGAAAACAAAAGCAAAGGAAACACCAAGCCCUUGCUGCUUCUUGAAUUGAUAAGCUCAGAGCUGCAGGCCUUGGAUCCAGGAACCCGAGUGAUCCCUGGGCGCUAACUCCACCGAGGCUGGCGCAGCCUCCCCGGGCUCGGGGCCUGCCGGUGCAGCUCAACCCAUGGCACAUUCUGAGCACAAGUGUUCAUUAUCUCGGGCUGAUUUUCAAUUCAGCCCUGCUCGUGCCGUUGCUCUAAAAAUGAUCCUAAAGACUUGUGACUGUGUGAAUCAAUAGCAACAUAAUCAGUGGAAACCCGAUGCAGCACACUUCAAAAUUAGCAGUCUGCUCGGCACAGGGAAGAAAAAAAGAGGGCUUUUUCUUAACCGUGCCCUCAUUUAAAUUAACCAAAUAGGCUUCACAAAAGAAAAAAAAUAUGGGGGAGUCUGAGUCUCUCAAAGAAUUUGCUGGUAAAAAUAGCUGAUGUUCGGGCCGCUGGGGGGUCGCUCAGCCUCCUGCAGUGCAGUCUGGCAGGCUGUGGCUGUGCAUGGUCCUGCCUGCAUUAGACAUUCAUCGAGGCUGACAAGCCAAAGCCCUGGGCACAAUUUAAUUUUCAUGUAGCCACUUUCCGCUGUCCAGCUGCAGGCAAAGGAAAUGAGCAAUGGAAGUCUGAAAGUCCACUCCAGCACCCUCAUUUCCCCGUCUUCCCUCGCCGUGCUUUCCGAGUUCAUUCUGUACCUGCUCUACCCAUCUUGACUCCAGGUCUCCUGUGGCUCCAGCUGGGGGCUGUGGAUUAGGAGCCACACUUGGUUAGUGCCAGGGAGACAACGAGGCAGCCAAUUCUGGCACCAGUGUCCCAGGGAGCAGCCGGACAGACAGGCCCCGCAUGCGGUCAGGGAACAGAUGGGAGGCCGGGUGUGCGGCCUCGCUCGGUGGGAUUUGGUGAGUCCUCACGGAGUUGGCCGGUCCUGUGCCAGGGGGCUUGGGCUGGCUGGCUGGCAAGCUGCUCCCUGCACAGGCAGUGCUGGUGCUGUUGGAGCGGUCACCAUCCUUGGGCAGACAUUUGGGAUCAGGGACGGAACAGCCACCCCUUUGGUGAUGACCCACCUGAAGUCGCAUGGCCGGUGUGAUUCUUGGGGCGUGAGGUGUUCUGGGGGGACCUCCAGGACAGUAGGCAGCGCUUUCCUAGAUGUCCCUUAAUUCUCCCUGAGCCAGACUCCAGCCCACUUACGGAGGAAAGCUCUUAUUACUGGGCAGUCACAUGGCUGACAGCUGUGACACAGGGGAGGCUCCCCACCAGAGGAAGCCCCACAGCACAAAUGACAGGUGCAUCCCGAAAGUCAGGAAGGGUCCGUGGGAGCCAAGGCCCAAAGGCAUGACCAGGCAGAAGUGCAAGAGCCCCAGAGGCUGUUCUGGGGGGGACACGCCUCUGCCCCAAAGUAGCGCUUCCCAGCAUGUGGGCUCUGCACCAGCAGCAGCAGCAAGGUCCCCUGGGAACUGGGAGGAAAGCAGGUGCGCAGGCCCCACCCCAGACCCACGGAAUCAGGAACUCGGGCUGGGCCCAGCCAGCUGUGCUGUAACAGGAGCUGCAAUUCUGAUGCCCGCUUGGCUUAAAGAACCACCGACGUGAAGGGUGGGGAGAGUGCCACAGGCAGGCCCGCGGGGGUGCUGAUACUCGCUAGCAAGGUGAACUGGUCAAGUACUAGUGCAGUGGUACCAGGGGGCCAUGGCAGAACCCUCCCCCCCCCCACCAAACUCACCCUCCUGGGACUUCCAGGCUUCAGUUCCCACCCCCCGAAGCAGUUGUCUCACGAGACCACCCCUGCCUACCCCAUUCCUUCUACCCCAGAGCCAGACUCAGCCCAGGGCAGGUUCUUGUGACUCCCCCUUCUCCACCAUCUGCCGGAUUCCUGUCCCCAAAGCAGCAAUGCCCCUGCCCCUGACCCACCAGGAGAACGGCUUUCCACAUAGCCUGGGAGACAGUGCAGCAUCCAGGGUUUGGCAGAGAGAGUGGCCCUGGUGGUCCCAGGACACUGCAUGGUCGCUGCAACACUGCCCGAUUUGUAUUGGGCCUUGGGCACAAGGUGCCCCAACUCAGACACUUCCUAGCAUGGGGACUGGAUUGGAUUGCUUUCCUUGGAAGGGUGGUACCUCGUACUGGGUGCUAUUAAAACAAACAAACAAAAAAGCAGACCUGCAGCCUUAGCCACAGUCCACAUCUGUAGGGUUAAGGCUCACACCUCACAGGCCCGGCUCCAGCAAUGCUCCUCCCCCUGUCCCACCAGGUACCGGGGGCCUGCCAGUUACCAACUCCUGGCUUGAACUCUGUGACGGCCCACAAACCUUUAGGAAGAACUCACCAGUGCUUUGUCAUGCUAACAAGCAGGAAGGAGCAGUACCUCUGCACCCCCAAGGUGCAUGACCUCAGAGGCAAGGUCCCACAGUCCUGCUUCUCACGCACCUGCUGGGUACCGGCCAGGCCAUGGACACCAUGGUUGUGUGAUGCAAGUCUGGAUCCCCAACUCCUGCCUCCCCCAGCCCUGUUAUAGGCCACCUUCCCAAGGCAAAUAAUAAUAACUUAGCACAACACCCUGGGUGCCUAGCACAGCACCUAGUCCACAGUAUAUGCUCAACAAUGUCAUCUCAGAGACCUCCACCAAUGGACUUGCUCUGAAAAAUUAAGAUGAUCCCAUGUCUGAAAGGCAAGGUCUAUCAUAAUAUCAGAUGGCAGAGGAGAGGGAACACGUGGACAGAGGACACUAUUCCUUCAGCCCAGGGUGAAAUACAGCAGGAGAGGGGCUGUCUGCAGAGGGCCACCCCCCCCCCCCUGUCAGCUGGACCCAGUGCAAGGAGCAGGGCAGAAGGCCCUGGAUGAGCCCCACUUGCUCCACUCUCUAGGUCACGGGCAGUGUCCCGGCUGCGGAGAGAAAGCCCUAGUGUGUGAAUGCUCCCAGCCCCGUGCUGCUCUCCAGUCCCUGUUAUCAGAUAUGCUGCAGAGGAGAUUCAUCAACAGGAAGCUCAACUCCCAACAGUCUAAUGAAAGGAGGGCAACAGGCCAGAGAGGAGCCAAAAUGCAGACGCUGUGUAUUAAUCACGGGCAAGGGGAACGUGCUGGCGUUCGUGUCUGUUUGCUUUUAGCUGAGAAUGAAAAUGCAGCUCUGCUACCUGGACCCUGUUUACUGAGCGUCUCAGAAGAGAGAUGGGACACACAGCUGCAUACACAUGCACACACACACAGGAUUACUGAGCAUCUCAGGAGAGAUGGUACACACAGGCACACAUGCAUAUAUAUACAGGCACAUAUAUGCACACAUUACUGAGCAUGUCAGAAAGAUGGGACACACACAUGCACACACGAUUAUUUGGCGUCUCAGAAGAGAGAUGGAACACACCCACACACCUGCACACAUGCACACACACAGGGUUCUUUUCCCAGCAGCAAGAGCUUUCAGAGUAGUGACUCACAGAGGCAGAGAAUCAUCCCGUAAGUGUCAGCUCCAGACUCCAGUGGGGGAGGGAGAGGAACGGGUGAGAAGGCCCCCUCUGCCCUCCACAGUGUCCAUCAGGGCCUCCUUGACGAAGGGCCUGCUGGCACCUGGGGGUCACAGGUCUGAGUAUAGAGCGCACACCCACACCUGGAGACACGAGUUGCUCCCUCGCAGCCUCUGGGCCCACCCCCAGCUCCCUGACACAGCUGCGGAGCAGCCACUGGUGGGAGAGACUCCAGAGAGCUCCACUCAUUGCCACAGCCAGACGUGUGGUAGAGACAAGGCGCAAGCUUUUGGCAUGGAGGAAGUUAAGACUUGAUAUCCAGCACAGAUCACUCAAAGAGCAAAGGAAGUGCUAUGCGGGAGGGGUGACUCAGAGUUGGAGAGGGGACGGGGAAGCUGGGAGGAGUGGCACUAUAGAAGCAAGCUCCUUGCCAGAAAACCAGAGCACUGCUGGCUCUUAAAUCUGAGUCCGAGUUUAAAAAAAAAAAAAAAAAGCUAUGGGCAAGUCUGCCACGUGACCACAGCGGCAGGAAGUCGGGGCUGUUUGAAGGUGACUUCUGCUCUGAAUGGAGCUGGUCGUGCUGACUCAGCGCACGCGGUGGCUGCCUAACCUUGGUGGCUUCCAGAAAUGGUGGUUGAUGCCCUGAGCUGGGUAGGCUCAGCAUAAGAUUGGAAGAAACCAGUCGGGGACUUUAGGAAAGAAAUCGUAGGUAGACAUUGGCUGUUCUUAAAGGAAUCUGUAGGUAUUAGAGUUGGGGUUGGGACGUUAUUAGCCUGGAUAUCAUGAUGUUGGCGAGGAAGAAAGAAGGACUUGGUGGGGCAUGAGUUUGGGAAGUUAGAAUAUUAAUGUAAAUUAUAUGUAGGUGUACAGGGGCCUUCAAAAAGUUGUACCCCCAACUAAAUUUCUCUUAUUCCGUUUUCCAUGAAUUCUUCAAAGUCCUGUCAUGGGCGUGUGUGUAUGUACACACACCACAGUCAGGUACGUAUCUAUAGUACAGACAUUAACUAUGAAGAAGUCAAUGGCUCCAACAUAUUUUAAAUUCAUUAGAAGCAGUGGAUCAGCAGUUAUGUGACUUUCUUAUGACUGUUUAUUGUAGCUGUCAAAGUACCGGGAACAUGGCCGGUGCCCUCACUAGGCUAACCCUCUGCCUGCGGCACCGGCACCCUGGGCUCUAGUCCCGGUUGGGGCGCCAGAUUCUGUCCCAGUUGCUCCUCUUCCAGUCCAGCUCUCUGCUGUGGCCUGGGAAGGCAGUGGAGGAUGGCCCAAGUGCUUGGGGGCCUGCACCCACAUGGGAGACCAGGAGGAAGCACCUGGCUUCCUGGCUUCAGAUCAGCACAGUACACCGGCCAUGGAGGUCAUUUGGGUGGUGAACAUAUGGAAGGAAGACCUUUCUCUCUGUCUCUCUCUCUAACUCUGCCUGUAAAAAAAAAAAAAAAAAAAAAGUACUGGGAACAGUGCCUGGCACAUAGUAGGCCUUUGGUAAAGAUUCAGAAGUGGAAGACCCAGCUUGUCACUACUUGGUAGAAAUGCAAUUGUACCAUUGCCCCCAACCUGAAUGAGCCACAGAGGAGCAGGCUGGCCACACCCCCAGUUCAGCUCAGGGGACACCCUUGAGAAUGCUCAGAGUCUGUGCAGUCCUCAGCUAGCUGCAGGCCCUGGGUCUGGCUCUCUGGUUGUAGGCAGAGCUGGGAUGGUGCACACAGUAGGUCUGCACAUAUGUAGCCUGCACUUAGGUAACACCCAACAUGCUGUUUCUGUCUCUCUUUGUCUCUGCCACUUCCAUAUCCCUUGGGAAAAUGCUGUUGGACUUGUCUCCUGCACAUGUGAAUCUGGAACUGAAUGUAAAAAGGUUCUUGUCCAGCCCAUCUGGGCGGUCUCCUGAUUUCUUACCCCAGCUCCUCCCUCUUCCCACGACCGGAGAUGCCACCACCAUGUAAAAGCCUCGUGUUAGAAGCAGGCGCCUCCCAGCUGCUCAGCCUCAGUGAGCGCAGGAUAAGGAGGCACCUCCCUGGUGUUCCCGCAGAAGCAGAGGAGGCUCAUUCUAGAGAAUCAUCCCCCACCACUGCUGCUGUCUGGGCGGCUAACCAGAGGGUGCCCCCAGGGGCUGGCGUCACACCCCCCCGCCCCGCCCUGGGGUGGGGGAGAGGCCUGCAGUUCCUCAAGCUGCCUCAGAGAACUCUUGUUAGUCUAGAAAGUGUGUGUAUUUGCCCGAUGGACCAUGGUGUGUUCGAGCGUGACUCGUGCAAACUUAGAAUAUCUCAAGAGCAGUCUACAGAAAAAGGAACCCAAACCGAGUACAGCGCGAUGCCGUCUCAGUGGACUGGGGUGCCCGGAACGGCGGAGCUGAGACGAAGCUCUUGCCUCCGCCUCUGUUCUCAGCAAACCCUGCCUGGCCUGGCUGAGCUGCCCCCUCGAGUCCAGGCCGAUGGCAAGGGGUGCAGGGUGUCUACGUGUACAUAAAGACGUAGGAGGAUGGCAGGGGCCUUCCCGGGAAACUGCCGGGCUUCUGCCCACCGCCGGGAUCCCACCCACGCUGGAACCACAAACUCCAAAUUUCUAUCAAUUACGAUUCUCGCCGUUUCUGAGUAAUUUGUUAAAUGCCUAUUCAACACAGACAGAUAUUUAUUUUCAGCCUUGGCUUGUAAAUGCCUACAAACUGAUUCAUGUUGGUGGUCAUAUGACACUUUCUGUGAAUGGGUGAAUAAAUAUGAUUUUAGAAUUUCACAGUAAA
Oryctolagus cuniculus (rabbit) is the source of this 13056-nucleotide messenger RNA. RefSeq names its product calsyntenin 2 (gene CLSTN2). The record is from RefSeq and is a predicted model, not a curated record. Gene Ontology annotation, molecular function: calcium ion binding. Gene Ontology annotation, cellular component: cell surface; postsynaptic membrane. Gene Ontology annotation, biological process: positive regulation of synapse assembly; homophilic cell-cell adhesion; positive regulation of synaptic transmission. Lineage: Eukaryota; Metazoa; Chordata; Mammalia; Lagomorpha; Leporidae.